Molecule: messenger RNA, 362 nt
Organism: Rhodamnia argentea
Lineage: Eukaryota; Viridiplantae; Streptophyta; Magnoliopsida; Myrtales; Myrtaceae
Product: DNA-directed RNA polymerases II, IV and V subunit 12
Exons: 3
Coding region: 118-273 (51 amino acids)
Biological process (GO): DNA-templated transcription
Cellular component (GO): RNA polymerase III complex; RNA polymerase I complex; RNA polymerase II, core complex
Molecular function (GO): zinc ion binding; DNA binding; DNA-directed RNA polymerase activity
Source: RefSeq, a predicted model, not a curated record
AGCGGUAUAUAAUGACUCCGACGCGUCCUCCUUAACCUUUUCUCCAAAACAGAUUUGAAGAUAUCUCCGCGGCUUCUUCGCUCGCCGCUCGCACCGGAAAAAACCCUAAGAGAAUCCAUGGACCCUCAGCCUGAACCGGUCAGCUACAUCUGCGGAGAUUGCGGGAUGGAGAACACGCUGAAGCCCGGGGACGUGAUCCAGUGCAGAGAGUGCGGGUACCGCAUCCUCUACAAGAAGCGAACACGCCGAAUCAUUCAGUAUGAGGCCCGUUGAAAGAACUUGAGAACGUGGGCUUCAAUUUCCGUACAGACUUCUUUGUCGUUGCGACUGGGCACGUGGUAUGUCUUUGGAUGGUAGUUAUG